CCCCCCAAUGAGCGAGACAGCCUGUUCGGAAGAAGAGUCGCGAGGGGAUGGACUGGCUUGACUGGGAGAAGAUCGAAUCGAAUGGUCGUAAGAGGGGACGAUGGGGUGAUGAGCCAGCGAAUAGCCACAUCGAGUUAGGGGGCUGCAGCGCCUGUUUGCUCCCUCGCAGCAGAACGGAUGCCGCUUAGGGUUAGCCGGGCAGAAUUAGUCCCGUGUAGGUGUAGGUUGUGCAAAGUUCAAGCAAUUGCACGAAUGUUGUUUAUCGGCGUGCAGCGUUUGGCGUCAAAUCGCGUUGAGCCGCCUCCGGGCAGUCGGACGCCGCCAGGCUCUCCAUGCUGUACUGGUGCUAUCUGGUGCACCGCUGCUGGACUGAUGGGAUCAAUGGAUCCAUGGAUGCGUGCUGCAGGUCGCACCAACGAGAGCAGGGAAAGAAAAAAGAGCGCAUUUGGUCCAUUGCAGCCACGGCACAGCGCGGUCGGAUGCGUGCAUGCGUGUGAAUAUGGGCGGGCAAGGAUGCCGUCUCUCUCACUCUCUCUUGUUCCUUUUCUUUUUCUUCCUGUCCAAGAGGCGAGACCGCCCGUAUUUCAAGCCCAGACAACCCGAGGUGGCCUCCCAGGACUGCCGAUGCCGCCUGCAGCCGUGAUUGGCAGACGGCGGGGACCGCUGCAGCACCAAUGCGUGAGGGCCUUUUGGGGGGGAGUUUUAGAGGGUGGCAACGCGGGAUGGCAGCUAGACAGGGCUUGACAGGGUUUUUGUUUAGGCUGCGACUCCGCUGUUUCGGCCGCACAACUGCACCGCGAAGGCGCUGCGCCGGCUGGAGCGGCUUGGGGCGACGGCCAAUCAGGAGGCGGCAGCCUAGCCUAGCGCUGCUGGCUGAGUUUCGCAC
Molecule: messenger RNA, 886 nt
Organism: Trichoderma harzianum CBS 226.95
Lineage: Eukaryota; Fungi; Ascomycota; Sordariomycetes; Hypocreales; Hypocreaceae
Exons: 1
Coding region: 178-744 (188 amino acids)
Source: RefSeq, a predicted model, not a curated record